CCUUUUUAGUGAAAUAAUUGACAUAAUAAUCUCUGAUAAAAGUCCGUUGAAACACCAUGAAUGAAGAUGUCACUAGCUUCUGCAAGGCAACGUCAGCGUCUAAAGAAGCAGCAUUUUACUUCCUCGAACGCUUUAACUGGAUUCUCGAAGACGCCAUCUCUGGUUUCCUUCGUGAUCCUCCACUCAAAGAUCCAUUUCCUCAGUCACAAGCACCACCGAGGUUUAAGGCGUUGCGAUAUCGAUCUCGAAUUUCUUUGAAACGAAGGUGCUCUGCUACCUCUGUCUCGGAUUCUAAGCGUAAGAUGGUCCAAGAUGAAAUAACCAUAAUGAGAAGCUCUGACACCGCUGCUUUGGCCACCAGAGAGCUUCAUGAUUCUGAUGAUGUAUUCCAUGGAGAAAAAAUUGUGUCUAUACCUAAUCCUAUAAUUCAGGAGUUUAAGGAAGAGGGAUCAUCAUCAGUCACAGCUACAAAGAUUUGUGAACCCACCACCUCCAUAGAAAUUGACUUGCCCUACUCGGAUCCUGAUUCGGACUCUGACUAAAGCUGAAUGGGACUUUUUCUUGAGCUGGAAGCAGAUCAAACUCUAUCAGAAAUUUUAAUAUUAUCUUGCUCACGUACUCAACAUAUGAUCAAUUCUUCUGCAUACCGUCUCUACUCUUAGCUUGUCCGUGCUUCCUUUUGUUCUUUCUCUUUCUCUGUUCCACUCUCGAAGGAGUA
Camelina sativa (false flax) is the source of this 718-nucleotide messenger RNA. RefSeq lists its product as uncharacterized. The record is from RefSeq and is a predicted model, not a curated record. NCBI's taxonomy places the organism in Eukaryota, Viridiplantae, Streptophyta, Magnoliopsida, Brassicales, Brassicaceae.